Messenger RNA from Ambispora gerdemannii, 384 nucleotides. The record is from the annotation of a GenBank genome assembly. NCBI's taxonomy places the organism in Eukaryota, Fungi, Glomeromycota, Glomeromycetes, Archaeosporales, Ambisporaceae.
AUGAGUCACAAGCUGCGUAAACUUUGGAGUAUCAAGGUGUCGCGGUUAAAUAACACUUUCGUUGCUGAGGACUCUGAUUACAAAGAAUCGGGAAUUGACACUUGGCCCACGCAAGCGUGUAUAGGUGGUUGCAAUCGUUUCCUGUAUAUCGUAACAUCAUGGAAUCUUCGAGCUUCUUAUUUUGGAGCUGAAUUGACACCGAACCAUGAAAGAGGUCAAAAAGAUUGUCAAUGGAAACCAGGCUCUGGUCGGCAAUACAUGCGAGUAUGCGCGUGGCGUUUACAGCAGCGAGUUCUCGUCUUGUGUGUAGAAGUGAACGAAACCAGCCCUGUUGGGGCGGCGCCGGAGACCCUUAGAUUUCCUGACGUCAAGGCUAUAAGCUGA